Molecule: messenger RNA, 1207 nt
Organism: Aricia agestis (brown argus)
Lineage: Eukaryota; Metazoa; Arthropoda; Insecta; Lepidoptera; Lycaenidae
Product: putative nuclease HARBI1
Exons: 2
Coding region: 157-1206 (349 amino acids)
Source: RefSeq, a predicted model, not a curated record
UUAACUAAAAAAUUCGUAUACUCGAUAGUUACUCAACUUUUUUUAGCUGUCAAAUGAUCUCUCAAACUGAUUUAAGCGUCGCUUGCGUUUAAGAGUGGUCAAGAGGUCUCCUAAAUCUAUAAUCACGGUGAAAAGUGUGUGUAUAAACUUAAAAUAAUGUCUUUAUCGUCGCUAUCUAGUCUUUCCGACCAUGAAGGGCCGACCGUGAGUCGCCGCCGAAAUAAUCAAAUGCUCAAUGCAUUUGAAAAAUACAACGAUGCAGAGUUUCGUGCGCGCUUUCGUCUUUCGAAAGAAACCGUGCUAUACUUGGAGUCCGUGUUUGGGAACUCGAUAAAACCGCCUACUAGGAGAAGUAGAGCUAUCCAGCCCAUGGAUCAAAUUUUAAUAACUUUGCGGUUUUACGCAACCGGCAGCUAUCAACGGGUAAUUGGCGACAUUUUCAACAUCGAGCAGCCCACAGUCCAUCGUAUUGUGCACCGGGUUACUGCAAAAAUAGCCAGUAUGAAGUCGCAAUACAUUAAUAUGCCAACGCGACAAGAAUGUCUGGAUGUUGCUCAUAACUUUUAUGGCAUAGCAAACUUCCCAAGAGUUGUGGGGGCAGUGGACUGCACUCAUAUAAAAAUCAAUUCUCCAGGUGGAGCUCAAUCUGAGUUAUAUAGAAAUAGAAAAGGAUACUUUUCCCUCAACGUUCAAAUGGUGUGUGACUCACACCUGAGAAUAAGAAACAUUGUUGCUAGAUGGCCUGGAUCAGUACACGAUAGCACAAUAUUUAAUGAUUCGCCAUUAUGUGCAAUGCUAGAGAGGGGUGAUUUUGGGAAUUUUUAUAUUCUAGGCGACAGUGGCUAUCCAUGCCGGCCCUACUUACUGACGCCUCUAUUAAACCCUCGGACAGCAGCAGAAGUGGCUUACAACAGAUCCCAAAUAAGCACCCGAAACCCAGUGGAACGGCUCUUUGGGGUAUUGAAAAGGAGAUUUCCCUGCUUGCAGAAUGGGUUGGGGCUUAAGCUCGAAAACAUUCCCCCUAUUAUUGUAGCAUGUGCUGUGCUCCACAACAUAGCUAUAUAUAGGCAGGAUGAAUUGACAGAGGAAGAACCAACCCUUCUUAAUGAGGCGGUGGAGGAAGCUGUAGCCCAACCCAUAGGGCUGAACACCAAUCAAAAUUUUGUAGUUAGAACUAUGUUAAUAAAUACACAUUUUACAAAUUAAA